CGCCGUACGGGGAAGUGUCGUCGAUCCCCACAAACAUAUCUACUUUUUUCGAAGUUUUCUGUACGGUUUUGUUUUAAAGUUUUGCAAGGAAGUUUUUAUGUGACCAGUCUUUUAUCCUGUCGAACUAGAAGGUUAAGAGACUGCGCUCGACGGUGUAGUUUCUUGAGUUCAUACGUUUAUUGUGUUUUUUUGUUAUUGUUAAGUUUUUUGUUUGGUGCAUCGUGCCGGUCCGGAGACCGGCGGGUCCCUUCGAGGCAUCAAGCCUGGACGCGCGGCUUACAGACCCCAGAGGACAAAGCCUUUAGGGCGUGUAGUUGUGGUGGUCGGAGCGAGCGGUUCCCGCUCCAACCGUCAAGCUGGCAGCGAGUGCGUUGAGCAUGAACCCGCACUACCACGGGUACGCGGAGCUCAGCUCGCCACACCCGCCCUCGCCGGAGGCGGCUUUCGCUGCCAACGGCCACGACUACCCUCACAACAACAACAACCCAGCGCUAAAAGAAUGCGCGGGUUGCAACGGCAAGAUAGUGGAAAGGUUCCUCCUACACGCCCUCGAUAGAUACUGGCACCACGGCUGCCUCAAAUGUGCCUGCUGCGGGCAGGCUCUCGCGGACAUGGGCCGCUCCUUCUACUUCAAAGGCGGAAUGAUAUUAUGCAAAAGCGAUUACACAAGAUUGUCUUGUUCCAGAAUGUUCGGCUCAGGGGGCGCGUGCGCAGCGUGUGGGCAAGCGAUCCCUGCCAGUGAGUUCGUGAUGAGGACGAAUGCUCCACAGCAGCCACUCCACGUGUUCCACAUAAAGUGCUUCGCCUGCUCCAAAUGUGGAUCCCACCUUAUGCAGGGCGAUAGGUAUUACAUGCUCGCGGGCUCACUAGUGUGCGAGCAGGACUGGCAGAAGCUGAUGAAGAGCGCUAACGCGACGGGGGCGCCCGGCGCGCCCAUGCGCAAGAACAAAGUCGGGCGCCCGCGCCGCUCGCGCGAAUGAGCAGCACCUGCGCGCGCGCAAGCGCCACAACACUCGCAUAAAGACUAUGAGGAGAUGAUGUCGUGUUCGUUCUUGAGUGCGGCGGGUAUGGCUCCUGAGAGUUCAGGGGCAGCGUGCUGGACUCCGCCGUCGAUGUCGUGUCCGCCGAACUUGGAGGGUCCACCGAGCAUGAUGCCGCCGUACAUUCGCCCGCCCAGCUUGUUGAGCUUGCCGUGCAUGCCCGUGCCGCCCACGUUCGCGCCGGCCGCAUCGAGCGCGCCGGGUCCCUCGCACGAGCCAGCUCUCGACCUGACGAAACCGUCGUCAUCCCUCAAGUGUCAUCUCCCGUCUCCGGCCAGCGACGGCGAGACAGAGUGACAGUGUUGUGCCACAGACGAUUUAUUGAACUUGUGACAUGAUGAAAUUAUUACUGGCAGCUCGGAAGUCCGGCGCGCCAGUAACAAUUUUUCCAUUGUCAGUGAACUGUUAAGUUAUACGUUAGUACCUACUACAUAUUUAAUUUCGGUUGUGAAAAUGGCAAUUUAUAUAACUUUAACUUGCUAUAUGUAAAUUUCCAUUAAAUUACUGAUACUUAAGAGUUGAACAGAACGAAAUGUGUUAAACACAAGGGUGUUGUUUCUAUUUUAAAUUAAAGUGAUAAUGAAUUGUGGACGUGGAAAGAUCAAGCAUAUCUUAAUGUUAAAGAACUAUUGUUUUUCAAUCACUUUUUGAUUUUUACGUUUUUAAUUAAUUUAUGUAUUAUUCUAUGAUUCUAACCAUCGAACAAAUUGAUGAUGUGACUGCGUAAUAUUGUGAAUACUGUUACGUUUACGCGGUUCGCAUUCUUAACGAAACAAUAAAGAAAUUGCAUUUUAUCAAUAAUUUUAAUGUAACGAACAAUUAAAAUGUUAACUCGAGGAUACUUCAUACCAUUUGAUGUUAGCAAAAAAAUAUAUAGAAGAAGCGAAUAAGGGGCAAUAUGUAGUGAAACUUUAAAUGUAAAUUACAAUCUAUUCAAAUCCAGAUCUUCCAAUAACUUUUAUAUUUCAUCAAUUCAAUAUGAAUCAAUUGCAUAGAAACCAUAACUUAGCCAUAACUCGUAAUCUUGUGAACCAUUGUCGAAUCUUGCCAGAGAUAACUACUUUUAACUAUAAUUUUAGAAACCUCCUGCUACAUAUAUACAUACUUAUAUAUCGCAAUAACUGUUUCUUGCACAUGUAUUCUGUGAUUUGCAAACUUACUGUGUAAAUAGUUCUCUCGACUUUUGUUAUUUCUUUAUAAACGAGCUGUAAAUCAAAUGUCUCGUUAUUUACGUUUAUAUUGUAAAUAUUAGUAUAAACAUCAUAGAUAUAAGUAGACACAUCUUGUACCUAAGCGCGAGGGCCUACUAGGCAAUUUUUCCAACGUCAAAAGUCCGAUUCGUGAUACUGAAGUAAAAUUCUCUGCAGCCUUAAUGUAAUGCGCACUAAAAAUUCCAUUGCCACAUUGCUUUCAUAUUACGAAUCGGAAAACUUUCUUCGUCAAAAAUUGUCUGACGUUUUUGGCGCUAAACUUCUUAGCAAUAAUUUUGAUGCCAACGUCUUCGAAGUUUAAAAUUCAAGUUACUAACGGUCUCUGUAUAUAUUGAUCUACGUUUUACCAGUUGUUCGAAUCGAUAUUUAAAUGUAUACAGUAAUUGUAUAUAAAUACCCUUAAACGCUAACAUUCCUUUAUAUGUGUACCUAAGAGUUAAUUGUUGCAUCUGAUAAUGACGGAAUAAACCAAUGAAAAUACUUAAUAAACGUAUGCCAUAUAAUCUUCAUGUAUUUUCAAUAUAAACCCUACACAAGGCCUCUAUGUAAAAGUGACAAUUAUUAAUUAUUAUAUUUUCGACUAAGUCACGUAACUGUUUGACGAGGAAAAUAAUAAGAAAAUACUACUAUUUUUCAACCAUUGGUUUAUCUCGUCACGAAAUAACUCCAUAUAUAACUAUAUAAUAUAUCUGUUCCAUAGUUUACGCUCGCUGUUCAUUCAGUCUAGUAUAUUUAUUCUUUAGUAAAAUUCGUCGGUCGUAAAAUAAUUUCCUUUUAUUCGGAAUCAUUAGGACAUAAUAAAUAUGUUGUUAGAUAAUGAAACUGAUGGUGGCCGGCAUACAAUAUAAUGUUAGCGUUUAGUGAAUCUUGCCAUCUAAAGAUAUGUUUAAUUUACGGGAAUUGCCACAGGCUUUGAGGUUUAAAACAAUAAAAUAAUAAAUAAAACUCGAACUACAUAAUUUUUAUAAGCACAGAAAUAUCUAGAAAUAUUUAUUAUUUAUGGAAAAAAAAUUUCAGGUUCAAUUUUAUAACAAACAUUGUCUUUUAACACCUGGUGGACUUAAAGCUACACCAGCGCCAUCUAUGAAUUGACACCUGAAGCCUGUGGUAGUUUGUUUGAGCGACAGUUAUGGUGUUACCAAUACACAAAGAAAGAACAAACAUACCUAGCCUAAGAGAGCCGGUGACAGGAGGAGAAAAUAAAAAUUUUGUAAAUUA
Spodoptera litura is the source of this 3469-nucleotide messenger RNA. Its product is annotated as LIM domain transcription factor LMO4. NCBI's taxonomy places the organism in Eukaryota, Metazoa, Arthropoda, Insecta, Lepidoptera, Noctuidae. The record is from RefSeq and is a predicted model, not a curated record.